Ctenopharyngodon idella (grass carp) is the source of this 1874-nucleotide messenger RNA. It is a transcript of the gene pnpo, whose product is annotated as pyridoxamine 5'-phosphate oxidase. Gene Ontology annotation, molecular function: FMN binding; pyridoxamine phosphate oxidase activity. Bases 33 to 866 code for a protein of 277 amino acids. The record is from RefSeq and is a predicted model, not a curated record. The transcript is spliced from 7 exons. Gene Ontology annotation, biological process: pyridoxal 5'-phosphate biosynthetic process; pyridoxine biosynthetic process. NCBI's taxonomy places the organism in Eukaryota, Metazoa, Chordata, Actinopteri, Cypriniformes, Xenocyprididae.
GAACGUGAUGACGCAGUUUUGGAGCUGCAGGCAUGAAACGUCUUUUGAGCUUCUGCACGUCUAGGAACAUCAGCAAAAUUGUGAAGUUUAUUGAACACAGGGUUGCCUUGCCAGUCCGCAAUCCUCCGUUAUUUACCUCGUUUUUCUGCAGGGAAUUUACGGACAGCGGCACCAACAUGGACCUGAGUAACAUGAGAAAGACCUAUAAGAGCGAUCAGGAGUGUUUUGAGGAAGAUCAGCUUGCUUCUUUAGAUCCAAUUAAACAAUUCGGCAACUGGUUUGAUCAAGCCACUAAAUGCCCUGAGGUGGGGGAAGCCAAUGCAAUGUGUCUUGCCACAGCCACCAAGGACGGUCACCCCUCUGCACGCAUGGUCCUUCUGAAAGGUUACAGCGAGGAGGGAUUUCGCUUCUUUACCAACUAUGAGAGUAGGAAAGGUUCAGAGCUGGAUAGCAAUCCCCACGCCUGUCUUGUCUUUUACUGGGAACCAUUAAACAGGCAGAUUCGUAUUGAAGGCACUGUAGAGAGAAUCCCCUAUGAGAGUUCACGUGAAUACUUCCACUCAAGACCCAAGAGCAGUCAGAUCGGUGCUGUUGUUAGCAGGCAGAGCACCGUAAUACCGAGCCGACAAUACCUGAGAGAAAAGAAUGCAGAGCUUGAAGAAAAGUAUAAGGACACGGAUGUACCGAUGCCAGAUUACUGGGGUGGAUACAUUGUGAAACCCUUCCUGAUUGAGUUCUGGCAGGGUCAGACCAAUAGAUUACAUGACCGAAUAGUAUUUUUGCGGCCAAAAGAGGGAGAGACUGAGCUGGGGGAUAUGCAGCAUCAAGCAGAGGGGGGCUGGAUAUACCAACGCUUGUCCCCCUGAAAGUGCGCAUGCUGUGAAAUCAGCAUCAUCAUCUGUGACAUCAAUACAUCAUCAUUACUUGAAAGCAGCUGUCAUUUAUAAUGCCAUUAGGGCAUUAACUGACAAGUGAAGACCUACUACUCCAUAUUCGUCCUACAUUUGUAUUGUCUUAACCAAAACCAGGAAGGAGACUUUAUUUGUUGAUCACUGUAGACAUGAUUUUAUGAAUAUAAAUCAUGUGUAGCAUUACAAAUGGUGCUUUGCUGCAGCGUUUGUCUUUAAGCCUUCAAAACUGAUGGUCCCACUUAAUAUUAAGUGUCUUUACUAUGUACUAACAUUUAAAUUAAUCAUUUGAUACAGUGCACUUACUUGUUUUUACAUUGUACUUAUAUUCAAAAAUACUUGCAUGUAGCUACAGCUGUAGUUCAUUUCUGUAAUUACAUCUUUAAUUACAAUGUUGACCCUUUUCUUAGCCCUUAACCCACUUUUAAAACCUAACCAUACCAUGAAACCUGUCUCUAACCUUACCCAUAUCCCACCUCUAUAGCAGCAAAGGUGUUUUGCAAUACAUGCAAUAAACACACAAUAAAUACAAUAUAUCUAAAAAAAUUUUAAUGUAAGUACAUAGUAGUUAAAGACUCGCAAUAUAAAGUGUGACCAAACUGACCUCAACAUAUUCUUAAUCUAUUACUUGUAAGUGCAAAGUCUGUUGACUAUCUAAUGUUUGUCAAUAAUUGAAAAGCACAGCUGUACUUGCAGCCUUGACUGUUGUUUUAGAGAGCAUAGACUUUGGACUUGUCACAACAAAAAACAUCCAACAUGUUGUUGCUCUGUUUGUACAUCAUUCAUGAGUCAUAAAACAAAUAUUCUUCAAGACAAGUGUGAAAUAUUUCGAUUAAAUUGCUUGUUAUAAAUGUGCCAAACUUAAUGUUGACCUAAAAUAAUUGUCAAUUUGGAUGUAGUUCUGUGAUGACUGGUGACCUUUUUUGUAAACGUAAAACAAAGUAGUAAACCUGUUUAAUUUUUGCA